CACUGAGAAGGAAUACUGAAUGCUCAAGCACGAACUUCUGUUUGACCUUUCCCAAUAUCGCUCCCACAUCAGGUGUAGUGCGGUAUCAAGAUGUCGUCUGUCAUCGCCAUGUUCAGACCUCUCUCCAUGCCGGAAUUCUCGUCGAUAUCCUUUGAAAGCCCAUUACAUGACCCCCAUCGCGUUACGCCUCAAAAGACUAUAAUACGACCGGCGUAAACAGCGGUCUAGGAAGUUCCUAGUGCUAUGCCAAUCAACCGCGCCGACUCUAAGGCCUCUAAAGCCUCUAAAGCCUCUACAGCCUCCAAAGCCUCCAGCAACUCCAAGGCCUCCAAACACUCUGUCUUGUCCAGCAAAUCCAACCUCCGCCACUUCAGCGUCGACACCCUCCGCGGCAUGCAGCAGCCUACCAUCUCCCGCAAGAUCUUCCGCCUCAUCAAGUCCGAGAAGUAUGCGAUCCGCGCGGCCAAGCUCGCCGGGAGGGAGCGCGCGGCCAUCGCACAGCAGCUGACCGAGUGGGGCGAGGACACCGAUGACCAUGCGGUCAGCCAGGUGUCCGAUAAGGUGGCGGUGCUGCUGUUGGAGAUCGCGAAUCAGGAGGAGGGGUACGCGGAUCAGUUGGAGGAGUAUCGCAGCUUGUUGAAGCAGAUUCGAAAUAUGGAGAACUCGGUCGUCCCGGUGAGGGAGAAGCAUGCGAAGCUCAACGACGAAUUCGAAAAGCUGAAGCUUAAAGAACCCAACUCCCCCCGUGGCCCCCAACUCCAGAACGAGCUCACCCGCUCCGAAGCAGGCUAUUUAGUCACGGAAGCCCAGCUCAACAACGUCACCCGCCAAACCUUCAAAAGAGCCAUCGACCUCCACAUCCGCGCCGUAUUCGAGCGCGCCGAAAAGCAAGCAAUCCUCGCCCGCCACGCGCAUGAGAUGCUCGGCCUCCUCGACGACUCGACCCUCCUGCCCAACGAGACGCGGCCGGUGUUCACUGACUUCGUGGCCGCGCGCGGCGUGCUGAACAGUGCGGAGGGCGAGUUGGCGACGUGGACGAACAGUUUGCCGGAGUUUCCGACUCCGACAAGGAGGGCGGCGGGGGCGGCGGGGACGGAGGAGACAGGGGCGGGAGAGGCGGGGAGGGGGGAGGAGGAUGAGGAGACGGAGAGGGCUGCGGUGUAGAUGGGUGGGGACAGGGAGGGUAGUGAAGUAUUCUAUUUGUGUGUGACUGAGGUGUUGGAUGGGGACU
Molecule: messenger RNA, 1231 nt
Organism: Eremomyces bilateralis CBS 781.70
Lineage: Eukaryota; Fungi; Ascomycota; Dothideomycetes; Eremomycetales; Eremomycetaceae
Exons: 5
Coding region: 244-1164 (306 amino acids)
Biological process (GO): negative regulation of protein kinase activity; eisosome assembly; endocytosis
Cellular component (GO): plasma membrane; eisosome filament
Molecular function (GO): lipid binding
Source: RefSeq, a predicted model, not a curated record